AUGGUAGUGGCGAGCUCGUGUAUCUGUAUCACAUGUUAUAGUAUGUGUCGGUCGUGUAUUUCCUUUCAUCGGAGCCAGCGUCCCUGCGCGCUGUGCUCCGAUCAUGUUGUCUACGUCACAAGGACCCAUCGCGAGUCGCGAGUCGUGCCUAUAUCUUUGCCAGCACUAGGUUUAGUCCUUGUAGGUAUUAAAGGAACUCUGAUCGUUGAGACGUGUGUGUCUGUAUUCAGUAUUGUGCACGCCGUCGAGACUAAUGUGGGCGUGUUGCUAUCUCCUUGA
Danaus chrysippus (African queen) is the source of this 279-nucleotide messenger RNA. The record is from the annotation of a GenBank genome assembly. Lineage: Eukaryota; Metazoa; Arthropoda; Insecta; Lepidoptera; Nymphalidae.